Molecule: messenger RNA, 2591 nt
Organism: Drosophila elegans
Lineage: Eukaryota; Metazoa; Arthropoda; Insecta; Diptera; Drosophilidae
Gene: Neurochondrin
Product: neurochondrin homolog
Exons: 1
Coding region: 251-2422 (723 amino acids)
Biological process (GO): neuron projection development; regulation of neuronal synaptic plasticity
Cellular component (GO): dendrite
Source: RefSeq, a predicted model, not a curated record
GCUGGCGGUGAUCAGUGAGCGAGAGUGCGUCGUCGAGCGAAGACACGGAACCCAGAACCCAGAGCCCAGCGGAAAAGUAUACGGCAGAGGAAGAACCAACGGGAAAGCUGUAGCCAAGUGAAAGUGUGAGGAGAUAUAUUUUUAGAAGGCCACGGCACACACACACACAUAUAGCCAAGCAGCGGCUAAGUAUAUAGGCCGUACAUAGGCAGCCCGCGAGAUACACACCCGGAGAGUCGGAACCCCCAGGAUGACGGAUGUGCCGGAGCCCGUGAGCAAGUGCGCCAACCUGUUGAAGAGCACUCGCAAUGACACUGAAAAAUUCGCGGCCCUGUUUAUGGUCACCAAAUUGGUGAAGGGCAAAGACUGCAAUGCGUCGGGCAAGAAGCUGCUCUUCGAGGCCAUUGGGUUUCCCUUUCUGAAGAAGCUGCUGGUCUCCAAGGAUCUGCCCAGCGACUGCCCCCCUUUGGUAUACAAAAGUGUGGCUCUGUCGAUCCUCACCUGCUUCUGUCAGGAGGAGGAGUUGGCCACGCACAAGGACAUUAUCGAUGCCAUACCAACUCUGCUGGAGAUCGUGGAACAGGCCGACGACGAGGACUACGAGGACAACCUGAUUGUGGUCAGCGAGGCGUACAGUUGCCUCAAGAGCAUCGCCAGCCAUGAGCCGGGUCAGCAGGCACUCUUGGCCACCGGUGCCAUACCCAAGAUGUCCCAGAUCUACUCCGCCCAGAGUUUCCAAACCGACGAGGCCCUGCACCUGAUUGUUCUCCUCGUCAAGCAGUUUGGCGUGCUGUCGUGGCCCGAGGAUCCCAGUGCCUUCCACGCCCUGAUCCAGAGGAUUGCGCUGGACAUGGAAACCGAUCACACGGACCGGAAGUACGAACUUUGCCGCAUUCUGGCUGAUAUCCUUAUCACCUGCCGUCGUGAGAUCGUGAUCAACUCGUUGGAGGGUCAAAUCUGGCCGGAGAGCUUGUUCAAGGGCUGUGGGGAUAUCCUGAAGGCGAAAAUUGGUCCCAAACAGAGGGAUCCGGCCCUGCAUCUGAUAGCCACCACCCUGCAGGUGCUGGGAAUCCAAUGGGCCUUCAUGGACGAGCAGAAGCAGUUCUUCCUGCAGCUUCUUCAACUGGGAGCCAUCGAGGUGCGCAUGCAGAUGGACGAGAAGAAACUGGAGACGACCUUCAAGCAGGCGGAGCUACUCACCUGCUGCUUUACCAUCCUGGAGCAGUGCAUCGAGUACAUGGCUGCGGAUCAGCUGGAUCUGGAACCCAAGGAAAAGCAGACCACAUACACGGCUCUCAAGGGCGCCUUCAAUCAGGUUCUAGCCGUUUUGACCAGGGUCAGCCAGGACAAGAUCCGGGAUAGCACCAAUCCCAGGGACAAGAAGUUUGUGUUUGCCAUCGUUAAGGUCCUGUCCGCUUGGCUGGCCCAGGAGACGACGGCCAUGAGGCCGGCCAUCUACAAACUGCUGCCCUUCAUGCUCAAGGUUGCCAACGAGAGUUUCCAGGAGCUGAAGGCCUGGCGAGCAGGUCCCCGGGAGGGUGAGCCACCCGUCGAUGUCCUGCGUAUCAUGCUGCCCGCUCUGUGUCACUUUGCCGUGGAGGAGGAGGCCAGGAGGGUGCUCUUCACGCACAAGCAGGAUGAGGUACUGUUGGAGACCCUGGAGUUUUACUUCAGCAUUGCGCAUUGGAAGAGGCCACCCAUUCCGCGAGCUGAGCGCUUGAAGCGCAUGAAUGAGCCCGAUCCGGUGCCAAGUCCGGAACAGCAGGCGGAGAUGAAGGUGGCCAGGAGUGCCAUUGUGGCCCUCUCCAACAUCCUGAUGAACUUCACCGUUCUGGAGCCCAAGAAGGCCGAGGAUGGAGCCACGUUUGCCAGUCUGCUGAAGUUCGUAGUAGAGAAUCUGCCCGAGCUGAAGGAUACCCCCGAUAACCUGGUCAUCCAUGGCAAUUUGGCCGUCCUGGGACUGCUACUGCUGAAGCAGCAGUCCAAGAAGGUCAAGCAGAACGACUUCUCCAUCUGUCGUUACAUCCAGGCCACCAUCCGUUUCCUGUGGGAUGCCUACAACAUUGACGAGAGCAACGAUCCCACUGCCCUGGUCGUGUCCAUUGCCUACAAGGGCAACUGGUCGGAUCUGUCCGAGCUGUGGUUCCUGGGAAUGCAGACCAUGUGCGCCGUACUGCCGCUGGUGCCGUGGCUCUCCGAAUUCGCCCUGGAAUCCGGCUGGGCAGAGGGCAUUGUGAAGACCCUCAAGAAGGUUAAGAUCGGCACUCUGCCGGCCAACGUGAAAUCCGCGUACGAGGACUUCCUGUCCCAACUGGUGGACGUCAAUGGCGAUGUCCAGGAAGUGCUUAAAAAAGCCGAUGCUCUGCGCGUCUGCCGCAAUCACAGGAUGAUGGAUCUGGGCAAGAAGCUGUUCGGCGACUAAACCAAACACCAAACGCUGGUUUUUUCUACAGGCAUUUUUUGUGUGUGAUUUGUGAACAAGCGAAAAAUGGAAAAUAUUUUGUAUGGAUUUCAUUCUAUUUUAUAUGCUCUAUUUUAAUGAUUAAAUACCUAAAUUUAUUAAAAAAUAAAUAAAACCAAUUUUUAAAACA